AUGGGCGCAACGGACACCUCGUUGAUCACUCCAAAAGAGAACAUGUCAUCACAAAAUACCUCUGUAGUUUCCAUUUCUGAACAAACGACACCACAACAAGAUAAUACAGAUGGGGGCGAUAUUGUAUUGUCCAACAAUUCUUACAGACAGAAAGAGAUGUUAAACAGCACACCUGCAUCUUUCACAACCAACUCUUCGAAAUCAGAUGAUAUGUGUACCCAACUAAAGGAAUGCAGGUUGCAAACAUUAGAUAUCACCAAAGUCUUAGACAACGACAGUAUUAAUGCUUUGGAAGAUUGGGAUACAGCAUACAAAACACUCCUCGGAGAAAUAUCCUCUAGUGAUGCCAAUUGGUCUACACACGAUCUGCCACUCAAUCAUGACAUAGACAAGAUGGAUGAUGAAGGAUACACACCACUUUACAAAGCAGCUUUAGAGGGAAACCUCAAUGAGGUUGAGGGUCUAAUUUCACAGGAAGCAAACCUGGAUAAACCAAGCAAGGGAGGGCUUCGACCUCUUCAUGCUGCAGCUCAAGAGGGACAUGAAGACGUCGUUGAUUUCCUCAUCCUACAUGGAGCGGAUCCAAGUGUUGAAUGUGACAUGGGUCAGACACCCCUUCAUAAAGCAGCACUAGAAGGGUAUUCCAAUAUCAUAGACAGUCUUAUUGCAGAAGGGGUUGAUGUGAACAAGGAAGAUAACACGGGUUUUACACCAUUCAAUGCUGCCAUUUACAAAGGGCAUCUAGCUGUCAAAUAUCUCAUGGAUAAAGGAGCCAAGCAGAACAGGUAUGAUGGAAUGACCCCACUCUAUGCUGAAGCUGAAUACGAUCAUUUCGAUAUUGUAAAAUUCUUCAUUUCCAAUGAAGCUGAUGUGAAUGAAGUUGACGAUGAUGGGAUGAUUCCUCUUCAUGAUGCUGCUAGUGAAGGCCGUCUAGAUAUCAUGGAGUAUCUCACUGAGUUUGGGUCAGAUGUAAACAAGGCUGAUCCAAAGGGUUAUACACCAUUCAAUGCUGCUACCCAAUACGGUCAUCUAGAAGCUAUCAAAUAUCUCAUUGAUAACGGAGCCAAGCAGAACAGGUAUGAUGGAAUGACCCCACUCUAUGCUGCAGCUCAAUUCGGUCAUUUCGAUAUUGUAAAUUUUUUCAUUUCCAAUGGAGCUAAUGUGAAUGAAGUUGACGAUGAUGGGAUGAUUCCACUUCAUGGUGCUGCUAGAAGAGGCCAUCUAGAUAUCAUGGAGUAUCUCAUUGAGUUAGGGUCAGAUGUGAACAAAGCUAAUCCAGAGGGUUGGACACCAUUCAAUGCUGCUAUCCAAUACGGUCAUCUAGAAGCUGUCAAAUAUCUCAUGGAUAAAGGAGCAAAGCAGAACAGAUAUGAUGGAAUGACCCCACUGUUUGCAGCUUCAUAUUUUGGUCACUUAGACAUCGUGAAAUUCCUCAUCUCCAAUGGCACUGAUGUGAAUGUAGAAAAUGAUAAUGGAAGGAUUCCUCUUCACGGUGCUGCUAUCAGUGGUAACAUGAAGAUCAUGGGAUAUCUCUUUCAAGAAGGGUCAGAUGUGAACAAAGCUAAUCAAAAGGGUUGGACACCAUUCAACGCUGCUAUCGAAUACGGUCGUCUAGAAGGUGUCAAAUAUCUCAUAGAAAAGGGAGCCAAGCAGAACAGGUAUGAUGGAAUGACCCCACUCUAUGCUGCAGCUCAAUUCGGUCAUUUAGAUAUCGUGAAAUUCUUCAUCUCAAAUGGCGCUGAUGUGAAUGAAGUUGACGAUAAUGGGAUGAUUCCACUUCAUGGUGCUGCUAGAAGAGGCCAUCUAGAUAUCAUGGAGUAUCUCAUUGAGUUAGGGUCAGAUGUGAACAAAGCUAAUCCAGAGGGUUGGACACCAUUCAAUGCUGCUAUCCAAUACGGUCAUCUAGAAGCUGUCAAAUAUCUCAUGGAUAAAGGAGCCAAGCAGAACAGAUAUGAUGGAAUGACCCCACUGUUUGCAGCUUCAUAUUUUGGUCACUUAGACAUCGUGAAAUUCCUCAUCUCCAAUGGCACUGAUGUGAAUGUAGAAAAUGAUAAUGGAAGGAUUCCUCUUCACGGUGCUGCUAUCAGUGGUAACAUGAAGAUCAUGGGAUAUCUCUUUCAAGAAGGGUCAGAUGUGAACAAAGCUAAUCAAAAGGGUUGGACACCAUUCAACGCUGCUAUCGAAUACGGUCGUCUAGAAGCUGUCAAAUAUCUCAUAGAAAAGGGAGCCAAGCAGAACAGGUAUGAUGGAAUGACCCCACUCUAUGCUGCAGCUCAAUUCGGUCAUUUAGAUAUCGUGAAAUUCUUCAUCUCAAAUGGCGCUGAUGUUAAUGAAGAACAUGAUGAUGGGAGGAUUCCUCUUCACGGUGCUGCUGGUAGAGGCCAUCUAAAUAUCAUGGAGUAUCUCGUUCAAGAAGGGUCUGAUGUGAACAAGGCUGAUCCAAAGGGAUGGACACCAUUCAAUGCUGCUAUUUACAAAGGGCAUCUAGAAGUUGUCAAAUAUCUCAUAGAUAAAGGAGCCAAGCAGAACAGAUAUGAUGGAAUGACCCCACUGUUUGCAGCUUCAUAUUUUGGUCACUUAGACAUCGUGAAAUUCCUCAUCUCCAAUGGCACUGAUGUGAAUGUAGAAAAUGAUAAUGGAAGGAUUCCUCUUCACGGUGCUGCUAUCAGUGGUAACAUGAAGAUCAUGGGAUAUCUCUUUCAAGAAGGGUCAGAUGUGAACAAAGCUAAUCAAAAGGGUUGGACACCAUUCAACGCUGCUAUCGAAUACGGUCGUCUAGAAGCUGUCAAAUAUCUCAUAGAAAAGGGAGCCAAGCAGAACAGGAAUGAUGGAAUGACCCCACUCUAUGCUGCAGCUCAAUUCGGUCAUUUAGAUAUCGUGAAAUUCUUCAUCUCAAAUGGCGCUGAUGUGAAUGAAGUUGACGAUGAUGGGAUGAUUCCACUUCAUGGUGCUGCUAGAAGAGGCCAUCUAGAUAUCAUGGAGUAUCUCAUUCAAGAAAGGUCAGAUGUGAACAAGGCUGAUCCAAAGGGUCGGACACCGUUCAACGCUGUCAUUCAAUAUGGUCAUCUAGAAGCUGUCAGAUUUCUCAUCGAGAAAGGAGCAAAGCAGAAGAGGUAUGGUGGAGCGACCCCACUAUAUGCUGCAGCUCAAUUCGGUCAUUUAGACAUCGUGGAAUACUACAUUUCGAAGGGCGCUGAUGUGAAUGAAGAAAAUGAUAGUGGAAGGAUUCCUCUUCACGGUGCUGCUUUCAGUGGUAAUAUGAAGAUCAUGGAGUAUCUCAUUCAACAAGGGUCAGAUGUGAACAAGGCUGAUCCAAAGGGUUGGACACCAUUCAAUGCUGCUAUUCAAAAAGGUCAUCUAGAAGCUGUUAAAUUUCUCAUACAGAAAGGAGCAAAGCACAACAGAUAUGAUGGAAUGACUCCACUAUAUGCUGCAUCUCAAUUCGGUCAUUUAGACAUCGUGGAAUACUACAUUUCGAAGGGCGCUGAUGUGAAUGAAGAAGAUGAUAAUGGAAGGAUUCCUCUUCACGGUGCUGCUAUCAGUGGUAAUAUGAAGAUCAUAGAGUAUCUCAUUCAAGAAGGGUCAGAUGUGAACAAGCCUGAUCCAAAGGCGACCCCACUAUAUGCUGCAUCUCAAUUCGGUCAUAUAGAUAUCGUGGAAUUCUUCAUUUCGAAGGGCGCUGAUGUGAAUGAAGAAGAUGAUAAUGGUAGGAUUCCUCUUCACGGUGCUGCUUUCAGUGGUAAUAUGAAGAUCAUGGAGUAUCUUAUUCAAGAAGGGUCAGAUGUGAACAAGGCUGAUCCAAAGGGUUGGACACCAUUAAAUGCUACUAUUCAAAAAGGUCAUCUAGAAGCUGUUAAAUUUCUCAUAGAUAAAGGAGUCAAGCAGAACAGAUAUGGUGGGAUGACUCCACUUUCUAUUGCAGCACGAGCCGGUCAUUUAGAUGUAGUCAAAUUCUUGAUAUCUAAUGGGGCCGACGUCAAUGAGGUUGAUGACGAAGGGAUGAUUGCUCUCCACGCUGUUGUCCGUAAAGGUAACAUUGAAAUAUUUAAGUACCUCAUUCAGCAAGGCUCUGAUGUAAACAAGAGAGGCAACAAUGGGCUGACACCACUGAAUGCAGCAAUCAUGAAAGAAGAAUGUGCAACGGCAUCCAUGACGGAUCCCGAGAAACAUUCAUAUACAACACAUACCCCUAAAUCAAAGCUACACGUGCAAAAUAUCUAUAACGGGAAUACGUUCAUCCAAGCUGCCGCAGAAGAUGAAAGAAGCCCUGAAGUCUCGUUGAGGGCUCUCUCCACUGGGGCUUAUAAAGCUGAGGACCGCGCCAAUCAGGAGCUUAAUCCUUUUCCUGGUGCUAAGUCGAAAUCUCCUGAAAAAUCUGAAUAUGGUUCAACCCAGGAUGACAUUAACACGGUACAGAACAGCAUGACUACGAAACAAUGUGACCGAACAAGCGAUUCAAGCCGUCCUAUCUCGCUCGGACCUCAGAAAUGCCAAUGCAGCGGAUAUGGGCCAUCUUUCCUACAAACCCAGAACAACUUCAUUACCAGUGACCAGAUUUUAGAAGACCCAGAGUCCAGAUGCUUUUUCUUAACUGAAAAGAUCGGACAAACCAGAAAUCUGAUCAAUAAAGGAAAUGAUCGUGUCCCUCACAGAGCUUCGUCGGAGUCAAACAGGUAA
This is a messenger RNA of Lytechinus variegatus (green sea urchin), 4677 nucleotides long. Its product is annotated as serine/threonine-protein phosphatase 6 regulatory ankyrin repeat subunit B-like. Gene Ontology annotation, cellular component: nucleus; cytoplasm. Lineage: Eukaryota; Metazoa; Echinodermata; Echinoidea; Temnopleuroida; Toxopneustidae. Gene Ontology annotation, biological process: regulation of barbed-end actin filament capping. Bases 1 to 4677 code for a protein of 1558 amino acids. Gene Ontology annotation, molecular function: protein binding. The record is from RefSeq and is a predicted model, not a curated record. The transcript has 3 exons.